AUAUAUUCUUGCUUCUCCUGUUUCCAUUCGGCGAUUCUCUUUUCUUCCUUUUUCCUUUCCUCUGUAAUCCCAUGGCUUCUUUUCUAUGCUUGAGGUUGAAACUGAGGAGAAAGCCGGUCCGGGUCGGCGAAUCCGGGUUCAAGAAGGACCCCGGUCCGGCUAGAAUGACAAAGCAGCAGAUUUCGAAGCUUACGAUGAGCUUUUCGAGGUCUCGGGUGAUUGCUUUCGGAGGUUUCAGCACAGUGUACCUCGGGAAGUUCCCAGAUUCCGGCGUGGCAGCCGUCAAGGUCAUCGACUCCGGCAGCAGCCACCGCCUGAGCGCCGUUUUCCGGCAGGAACUUCAAAUCUUGCAGAGGGUACAACACGAGAGUAUAGUGAGCGUUAUUGGGUACUGCGAUGAGGGUGAAGAAGGGGUUCUGGUUUUCCAGUACGCUGCGAAUGGAACGCUCCAUGAGAAUCUCCAUGGGAGAUGGGACUCUCUUCUUUCAUGGAAGCAGAGGAUGGGAAUUGCUUAUCAGUUGGCUCAAGCUCUGGAGUAUCUCCAUGAGAGGUGUGAUCCCCAGAUUGUUCAUGGCGACAUUAAAGCCUCGAAUGUGUUGUUGGAUUCUCAGUUUAAUUGCAAGUUGUGCGAUUUCGGGUCUGCGAAAAUGGGAUUUUCUUCCUCUGUUCAGCCGCCGUUAUCUGGGCCGGAGAUGAUCGAUGGCGGAGCUAUAAAUGCGGCGACUCGUCCCAAAUGUGGAAGACUCGCUACACGCAUGAUGAUGAUGGGUUCUCCGGGAUACACAGACCCUCACUACUUGAGAACCGGGAUCGCCACCAAAAAGAGCGACAUAUACAGCUUUGGGGUCAUCCUUCUCGAGCUAAUUACGGGUUUGGAAGCCGUUUCUUCCUCUGAUUGCAGUGAAAAACUGGUAUGUAAAGCAAAGGAAAUGCUAAAGGAUGAGUCCAAGGUUACAGCAAUGCUGGAUCCGAGGCUGGAUGUAAGGAAUAAUAGUUUGGGAGUAGAAGCUGAGGCAGUGGCUUCCAUUGCAGCUAUGUGCCUUGUGGAUUGUCCAACCCUAAGGCCAUCUGCAUCUGAUAUAUUGGAAACCAUGAGAAUCAGAGUUCCCUCCGUUGGCUUUUCGUUCUCGAAGGACAAAGGGGCAGCUUGAUCCAGCAAGUUAUGGCAGCCGAAGUAAAUUAGUACGGAGUACAAUCUAAGAGUCCUUCUUCGUGUAUGCGCGAGGCGCGUAAUGCUUAUUUUACACGCCACACACGCAUUUCUGUAAAGUUUAUGUGGUUUUUUAAAACGAAUAGGUUGUGUUCACAAACAAUUAGGGAUGGACGUUUAUACAAAGUGUAAAAGGUGUGUACGAAAGAAAAAGUCUAUUUGUAAUUAUUUAGCUGUACAUAGAUACACUAGCUCCAAUUCUUCUCUUCAUACUUCAUGUUUUCUACUUGAACAUGAAUUAGUUUAUUCAUCUCUUAUGGGAUGUUUGGUUGAUUUUGCUUGUCACUUAGAAAUUCCAUCAUUAUUAGUUUAACUCAU
Molecule: messenger RNA, 1528 nt
Organism: Cuscuta epithymum
Lineage: Eukaryota; Viridiplantae; Streptophyta; Magnoliopsida; Solanales; Convolvulaceae
Source: the annotation of a GenBank genome assembly